AUGUAUUUAAUUCCUAGAAACGAACCCCUUGGUAUUCCUAUUGAUGUUCCAGAAGAAAUAGUUAAUAAUGAAAAUGUAGCAGUUAAAACAAUAAAUGGAGAAGAUCCAUUUAAUAUUAUUCGUGAAUUUGGAAAGAAAUAUAUGGGAUUAAAAUGUCCACAUGCACAAUUUACAUUAGCAAAAGAUUAUUUAGUUGAAGGCAGUUUGAGUGGUACACCAUUAUCAAAAGAAUAUUUAAACACACCAAUAAGUAUUACAUGGGAAAAUGGAGAAAGUCUAACAAUUAAUUAUAAGAUAAUUAAAUUUAACAGAUCAAAUCAGAAAUUCCAACAAGCACUUGAAAGAAGUAAGAGAAGAGGAAUAAGAGAUAGACUAAGAAUAGACGAUUUAGAAGAAACAAAUAAAACAAGAACAAAAGAAAAUGAAAAUAAUGAAUAUCAACCAAAUUGUUCUCCUGAAAAUAAAAUAUGUUGUUUAACAACAAGUAACAAAAUAAACACAUUAAUUGUAAAUACUUUUGAUGUUACAGGUAAAAGUGUAACAAAUAAAAUAAAUGAAUUUAUAGAUAAAUUGAAUGAAUGUGUUGAUUUAUUUGAUUCUAAUAAUUAUCCAAUUCAACUCAUAUUCUCAAAGAAUAGUGGAGGUUCAGUACUUCUUUCUAAUGCAAUUGAAAAGAUAUUAUCACCAUAUGAUGAUGUAGAUUACAUUGGAUCAGUAAGAAUAUCAGAUUUCACAGAAGAUAUAAUUAAAAAAUCAUCAUAUAUUGAAUCAAUGUAUGAUCCAGAAACAUGUGAAGAAAGAGAACAAGAAAAUAACCCAAAAACAUUUGGAGAAUGGUAUUCAAAUCCAAAUAUUAUUAAAUAUGGUGAUGUUGAGCAUAAAGUUUCACAACCUUCAAAGAUAAUUUUUGAUAAACUUAUUCAAACACCUUCACUUGGUAUUCAUCAAUUAAAGAAAUUAAUGAAAAACAAAAGAAAACCAACAGAAAUAGUAGUUUAUACAGAUUCAUAUUGUUAUUCUGCUUGUUCAUGGGUAACAAAAGGAUUAAAAGAAUGGGGAGGAGCUAUUAUUGUUGGAUUUGAUGGUGAUCCUAAUGGUAAAGAUGAAGAAUUUGAAGUAGGAUUAUCACCAUCUAAUAAUAUUCCAGAUAUAAAUGAUAUAGAUAAAGAUAAUAUUUUAAAACAAUAUGGAUAUAAUCUUGGAUUAACUGUUAUAGAAACAUACAGAUUUAAUUAUGAAUAUAAUGAAAGUAUUCCUAGAGAAUUUCUAACUGAUAUGAUAGAUGAAAGAGUGAAUAUUUAUCAAUUUGACCAAACAGAAAAAGUGAUUAAAGAGUUUGAAGAAGAGACAAAGAAGAUAAUAGAGAAAUAUCAAACAAAAUGUAAUCCAAAUAAUAAAAGAUUAGUUAAAAGAGAUGAAAAAUGUGAUAAAGAAAUUAAUAUAGAACAUGGACAUGGAGGAUAUGAAUGUGGAGAUAAAGGAGAAUGGAGUACAAAAUGCGUGAUGGCAUAUUGUGAUGAUGGAUACAAGUUUGAUUAUAAUAAUAAUAAAUGCAUUGAAGAUGUAUGUGUUAAUCCACCAACAGAAUCAGAUAAUGGAACACCAAGCAUGACAGUAAACCUAUUCAUGAUAAUAAUUGGAAUAAUCACAUUAAUUCUCUAA
Messenger RNA from Entamoeba dispar SAW760, 1662 nucleotides. RefSeq lists its product as uncharacterized. The transcript has a single exon. The record is from RefSeq and is a predicted model, not a curated record. Lineage: Eukaryota; Evosea; Mastigamoebida; Endamoebidae. The coding region runs from base 1 to 1662 and encodes 553 amino acids.